Messenger RNA from Acomys russatus (golden spiny mouse), 1755 nucleotides. RefSeq names its product golgi associated RAB2 interactor family member 4 (gene Garin4). The record is from RefSeq and is a predicted model, not a curated record. Gene Ontology annotation, cellular component: nucleus. Bases 1 to 1755 code for a protein of 584 amino acids. The transcript has a single exon. Lineage: Eukaryota; Metazoa; Chordata; Mammalia; Rodentia; Muridae.
AUGGCCACGAAGACUGAGUCUCUGUUACCGUACUACACGGCCCAGAGUGGCUCCGGAGUAGGCAUGUUCAACACCGCCAUGGGGAAACUACAGCGGCAGCUCUACAAAGGGGAGUAUGAUAUAUUCAAAUAUGCACCGAUAUUCGAGAGCGACUUCAUCCAGAUCACCAAACGGGGAGAGGUGAUCGACGUGCACAACCGUGUCCGAAUGGUGACCGUGGGCAUCGCAUGCACCAGUCCCAUCCUUCCACUCCCUGAUGUCAUGUUACUGGCCCGACCAGCACCAGGAUGUGAAGACUUUCCCGGACACGGCCAGACCACCAAGGGCAAAAACCGCAAGGCUGUGAAGUCCUUGGAGCUCACUAGGCUCCUGCCUCUGAAGUUUGUAAGGAUUUCUGUUCACAACCAUGAGAAACAACAGCUCCGCCUCAAGUUUGCUACAGGCCGUUCCUGCUACCUGCAGUUGUGUCCCCCUCUUGAAGGCAAGGAAGACCUCUUUGCCUAUUGGGAAAAGUUGAUUUACCUCCUGAGACCACCUGUGGACAGCAACAGCAGCACCUACGCCAUCCCAGCCGAGGACACGGUGUGCAUGCCUCUGCUGGAUGAGGAAGACAAGACUAUUCCCACAGUGACAGACCCCCAAGGAAAAGGAGACCCGGACCAGGUCAGUGUCAGAAGCCUCCCUAUGGCUGCAGAUGUGAGUGGGGUCAGCUCUGCUGCUUUUGCUGGAGGGGAGGGGACCCGUCAUGACUCUUACAAAUUCACCGACGUGCCCGCCAUAUCCACACCCAAAACGAAAUCGAAAGACUUUGCUAAAGAGUCAGCAACAGAGGCAACAGCAGCGGCAAUGGGUGGCCUAGCAGGCGCCUUGAGCUUGGCAGCAGCCAGGCCUGUAGGCUCUGGAGAGAUACACGCAGCUCUCGCAGGGGGUGCUGCCAUGGGGGCAAGAGGGAGCAAAAGCCAUCUGGCCAUUGCAAGUGCUGGCAAGCUGUCCCCGAAGAGCAUGAAGGCUGCCUUGGCAGGGGCAACAAGCAAGUCCUUGGAGCAUAUUCCCAGCUCAUCUACCAGCCUCUCCCUAAAAGAGAGCAUGACCAUGGCAAUUGCAAGAAUCACAGGCAAGCCUGUUGAAGAGACAGCAAGCGACCCAGCUGCGACAGCUCUUGCCUUGACCUUGCCAAGCAAAAACUGCGCAAUUAGAGAGAUUGGACAGCAGAAAGCCUCUGAGGCCAGCACCGAAGCCCAAAAGGAAAGGAAGGAAAGGAGGGACCGGAGAGCAAAGGACAGAGCUGGCAACAGGAGUUCCCAUCGCCACAGGACAGGAGAAGGUCGCCGCAAGACUUCAGGGGACAAGGCGGUCCGGAAAUCAGCCAGCCGCAGGUCUGCGGGCAAUGACAAGAAGGAAAAAGGCACUGCCAGGGGCAGCAGGCACCGCAGGUCACACAAAGGUGUUGGCCACAUCCCUAUCACCAAGGAGACCCGGAGCUUCCACAAACCAGGCAGGACCCUCUCCGCCACCAGCUCUGCCUCUACAAGCAAGAGGCUGGGCAGAAUUAGCGUGUUCCUGAGAAACAUUCGAGCCAACCUGGCUGCAAAAGGCCUGGUGCCACAACGUGGCCAAGAGGUGGACAUCGUGGCCAAGACUCUGGAGGCAACCAACGUGGAGGCCAUCAUGGAGACAGAGAGCGGCCAGGCCCUGGACAUCACUGGUUCUAUGACAUCUGAGGUCAUGGAGACAGUGACCUUUGAGGCUCUUUAA